Fundulus heteroclitus (mummichog) is the source of this 3479-nucleotide messenger RNA. RefSeq lists its product as uncharacterized. Gene Ontology annotation, molecular function: GTP binding; ATP hydrolysis activity. The transcript is spliced from 3 exons. Lineage: Eukaryota; Metazoa; Chordata; Actinopteri; Cyprinodontiformes; Fundulidae. The record is from RefSeq and is a predicted model, not a curated record. The coding region runs from base 205 to 3405 and encodes 1066 amino acids.
GGCUGAGGACACAACCCUGCAACGCUCCAGUGUUUAAGGGGUUGUUAACUGCUCAGGAGGGACUAUAAUUUCUGAAGAUUAUAAGAACCAUACCCAUAUUCCACUAAGUGACAGACAAACAACUAUUUGACUUUAAAAACAAAUAUUUUUGUUGAAUAAUUGUUGAUAUUCUCUCCCCCAUGAGAAUAAUAAAACUUUGGUUACAUGUUAAGUGAACCUGAAAAGGUGCUAUUAUUCAUGUUUUCCUCAAUCAUUUUACAGGUUUCUAAUCAUCUGAGACCUUCACUGGUUUCCAUUGCAGAUUGCACAAUGGACUCAGCCGUACUGACCCGUGCAGGAUGUCCUGCCAUCUACCAAAAGAAAACUAAAAAAGGGAACAUUGGGACUCUGACCAGAGUCUCUGUUGGUACAAAACAACUAAGCAAACCAAAUAAAACCAUCUUACUUGUUGGUGAAACAGGAGCAGGGAAGUCCACUCUGGUCAACGCUCUCUUCAACUACACCAUGGGAGUAAAGUGGCAGGAUAAGAUCUGGUAUCAGAUUGUGGAGGAGGGGCAACAAAGUCCAACAUCAGACGUCAUCAAGUACGAGAUCUUUGACUCCAUGAAUAAAGCUCUGCCCUACUCUCUGACGGUCAUUGAUACACCUGGUUAUAUAGACACAGACGGACUGAAACAUGAUGUCAUCAUCAAUCAAAGAUUGUUUGACUUGCUUCGGUUAGAGGAUGGUAUCCGUGAAGUUCAUGCUGUCGGUGUGGUGAUGAAAGCAACAGAAAAACAAAUGAGUGACCAGCUGUCGUAUGUCUUUGAUUCAGUGAUGCGUCUGUUUGGAAAUGACUUGUACAAGAAUAUUGUAGCACUUAUUACUCACUCAGAUGGAAGAACACCAAAAAUUUCUCUUCCGGCUUUUCGGACAUCUGGAACGGUUCCUCUUCACUUCAUAUUCAAUAACCGUCAGAACGAGGCCCGAACAGAGGAAACUAGCUCAGAUCUAGAAGAAGCAUGGAGAGUGACAGAGAAGGGAAUGAGUCAAUUCACAGCUUUUCUUCAAAAGAUCUCAGCCCAGCAGCUGCAGGUAAAGGUUGGGUUUGACUCAUUCAUCAGACUAACUGCCUCCAUCCAGAGCCUGCAAGAAAAAAUCAAAGUAACUGAACUGCAACAGAAAGAAAUCAAACAGAUUCAAGAAGCCCUGAAGAAACACAAAGAAGAGAUGAAGAGGAACAAGAAUUUCACAGUGGAGGUGGAUGAAGUCUACAAUGAUAAAGAACCUCUUGAUGGUGACAAGUCCUUCUUUAAAUCAGCAGUCUGCUGCACAGUCUGUGAGCAGAACUGUCACUAUCCAGGAUGCACGAUGGCUCUAAACCCUGAACAGUGUGAGGUGAUGAAAAUGAACUCCUGCACUGUUUGUACCAGGAGCUGUCCUGCGUCAGAACAUGUUAAAGGCAACUGGAGGUAUGUGACCAAGACAAGGAAAGUGCAAAGAACCAAAGAGGAAUUUAAAAUGAGGUAUUUGAAGAGGAAUUCAGAUACACAGAAGCAAGUCAAAUUUAAAGAAACUCUAGUGAAGAAAUUGGAAAUCCUGAACAUGGAGAAGGAACGGUUGAUUGAAAAGGCUUACCAUAAUGCUCUUAAACUGGAUGACACUCUCCUCCAAGUGAAUUCAGUUUCUACAUACAUCAAUCUGGACUUCCUCAUUAAGAAGAUGAAGGAAAAAGGAGACACAGGGAAGGUUGAUAACCUGGAAAUGAUAGAUGGCCAAAUGGACGGAGGGGCCAAAUCUGUCAUCGAGUGCAAGUUUGACAUCAACUCUUUACAACAUAUAAUCUCCAACAGUUUUUUCAUCAGCUCAGGACCUCCUGCUGUCUACCAACUCAAAACCAGAAGAAAAACCAUUGGGACUCUGACCAGAGUGACGUUCGGUCAGCAAAAACUGAACAAGCCAAAUAAAAGCAUCUUACUUGUUGGUGAAACAGGAGCAGGAAAAUCUACGCUGAUCAACGCUCUGGUCAACCACGCCAUGGGCGUGAAGUUUGAGGAUAAAGUCUGGUUUCAGAUCGUAGAAGAUGAGAAGAGAAGUCAGACAGAAAGCCAGACUUCAGAUGUGAUCGUGUAUCAGAUCUUUGGUUUUGAGGGUAAAACUCUGCCGUUCUCUCUGACCAUCAUCGACACUCCUGGAUAUGGAGACACCAGAGGGAUUGAACAUGACGUCAUCGUCAGUGAAAGAUUGUUUGAGUUGUUUCAAUCAGAUAAUGGCAUUCAUGAAAUUGAUUCAGUGGGUCUGGUGCUGAAGUCAAGUGUGAACCGUCUCAGUGACCGUCUGAGAUACAUCUUCGAUUCAGUGAUGUCUCUGUUUGGAAAAGACAUAGAGAAAAACAUUGUAGCUCUGGUCACUCACUCCAAUGGAAGGAGACCAAAGGACUUGCUUCAGGCCCUUGACGCUGCAAAUAUUAAAUGUGCCAAAGAUGAGAAGAAAAAGCCUGUUUGCUUCCUGUUUAAUAACUGCCAACAUGAGGAGCGAACAGAGGAAGCAGAAUAUCUUGAAAAUGCUGAUAGAAUAGCAGCGAAAGGUCUGAGUGGCUUUACUGAUUUCCUGGGAACAACUGCACCUCAAAAACUGCAAACCACUUUGGAUGUUCUCAACGAACGGAUCCGACUGUCAGCCUGCAUCCAAAACCUGCAGGAGAGGAUCCGACUGUCUGAGCUGAAACAGACAGAAAUUAAACAGAUCAAAGAAGCCCUGAAGAACUACGAACAAAAACCUGAGAGGAAUAAGACAUUUGCUGUUGAAGUUUAUGAAGCAUACAAAGACAAAGAACCUAUUGAUGGAGGGAUCUGGUUGAUGAUUUUAUUUAAAGGAGCGGUUUGCUGCACUGUCUGUGAGGAAAACUGUCACUCUUCUGGAUGCACAAGUUCUAGAAACAUAAAAGACUGUAAGGUGAUGAAAGAUGGCCGCUGCACCGUUUGUUCAUCAAAAUGUCCCGUGUCUGCUCAUAUUAAAGGAAAGUGGAGAUAUGUGACCAAAACAAGGAAAGUUCAGAAGAAUAUGGAAAUCAUAAAAAGAAGAUCUAAAACACAAAAACGUUUGGGCAUUUUACAAAAUCUUGAGUGUGAAAUUAAAGCUCUCAGAGCAGAGAAAUCGGAUUUGCUGGAAGAGGCCUUCCAACAUGUUGUCCAUCUGGAGAAGAUUGCUCUCAAGGUUAAUUCUUUGUCCACAUUUGUCCACUUGGACUUCUUGAUUGAAAAGAUGAAGGACAAUGGAGACACAAAGAAGGUCCAGAAACUGGAGGAAAUGAAGAAAAAGGAAGAUGAAGGAGCUAGAUCCAAACUGCAACAUGUGUGGAAUAAAAUAGAAGCAGCUGGAAAGAAAGUGAAAGAAGUUCUGAACAGUGAACUGAGCACCUUCUGAUUUGAAUUGUGUCUUAUAAUUUGUAGUUGAACUAUUGCUCAGAUAAAGUUAGUCACAACAUGAAAACAGUCAGA